Messenger RNA from Scatophagus argus, 974 nucleotides. It is a transcript of the gene ppdpfb, whose product is annotated as pancreatic progenitor cell differentiation and proliferation factor b. The record is from RefSeq and is a predicted model, not a curated record. The transcript has 5 exons. Lineage: Eukaryota; Metazoa; Chordata; Actinopteri; Scatophagidae. Bases 209 to 550 code for a protein of 113 amino acids. Gene Ontology annotation, biological process: cell differentiation; multicellular organism development.
GAUGCGGGCAGAAGAAGCUUCGAUAUCCGUUCGGACCUUGGAGGGUUACAUUUACCCAAAACUUAUUUUCAAAUGGGCCCCGUCGCCUAGCGUUUACUCCCCCCAGCCUCGCCGACUGAGUUGAAUUGGGUGCUACUGAACAUCAGCACGUCUGGGUCAUCUGAAAGGUUUCCAUCAAGCACAGCACACAGUAACCAACGACAGCAGAAUGGCAGCCAUUCCAGCAGGCGGUUCUCUUGUGGCGACCACUGACUACUACCGAAGGCGCAUCGGCUCAACAUCCAGCAGCAGCUCUUGUGGCAGUUCGGAGUACAGUGGAGAGGUCAUCCCUCACCAUCCAGGACUCCCCAAGCAGGACUCUGGCCAUUGGUGGUCCAGUUUCUUCUUUGGGAAGCAUCCAGGGAUGACCCCACUGACUGAGGAGGCACAGCAGAAGGCGGGGGUCCCAGGUGCGGUGACGAAUGGUCAGAUCACCUGCAUUGCCAGGGAGAUGGUGAUGCAACGGCAGGUGAGUGAGAGCAGCGAGGCAGGAAGCCCCACCUCCUCCUGAUCCCGCAGCCUCACUCAGGGUCCACACCUCGCCUCACAUCACCUCGGGAAGAAUCCAACCAAUGACCAACGCUAGGUGACGGGAGGAUGUCCCGUUUACAACUUCAUUAGUUUUUUUUUCUUUUAUAUAUAUAUUAUUCAUUGUGGUAUAGGCUGCCUUAUUUGUUUUUGUAACUUUGUUUUUUGUUUUUAUUUUUUACUUUUCAAGAACAAAAAAAAAAAAAAUAAAAACAAACAAAAAAAAAAAGCCAACAAGACGACGAUGCAACUGAUAAGCUCCUUUUUUAAAAAAAAAAACAAAACAUUUGUACUGUUGUGUGUUUGUAAUACUGUGGUGCAUUCACAUCCACAUGGCUUUGUUAAACAUGUUUCACUUUUGUCACCCUGUGAUUGCAAAUGCAAUAAAGUAGACUCUUGCAGCCUGA